Molecule: messenger RNA, 996 nt
Organism: Fusarium subglutinans
Lineage: Eukaryota; Fungi; Ascomycota; Sordariomycetes; Hypocreales; Nectriaceae
Product: tim barrel metal-dependent
Exons: 1
Coding region: 1-996 (331 amino acids)
Molecular function (GO): hydrolase activity
Source: RefSeq, a predicted model, not a curated record
AUGUACGGUCUCAAAAGGAUCCCGAUUCAUUCGUUUCUUGCGCACUGCUUACUAUUCUCGCAAGCCGUGGCUAGGACUGCCUCUUCUGAAGUAUGUGCUCUCGAGCCCGACAGCCGAAUGCCAAAUGGCUCCUGGGACUCUCACCUCCACGUCCUGGACCCAGUUCGUUUCCCGCCUGUUCCGGGAUCAUAUGAGUUUGGUACAUACACAGCAUGGGAUGCCACUAUCGAAGAAACCCGCCUCGGCUGUUCACACAUGGUUCUGAUCCAGCCGUCCGUCUACGGAAAUGACAAUACCUUGCUUAUUGACACUCUCAAGGCAUUCGGCCCGGACAGAGCCCUCGGUGUUAUCGUGUUUGACGUGGCCAACACUUCAACCGCACAGCUUCAAGAAUGGAACGAUCUCGGCGUUCGCGGUGUUCGGUUGAACUUUCAGUCGACGGGUGAUGCCCCGCCGGCCAAAGAGCUCAGAGAUAUGAUGCAGCGGUAUGCAGAUGCUAUUCGCCCUUUCUCUUGGGUUUUGCAGAUCUAUAUCGCCAUGAAGGACAUACCCGGUAUCGAGCCCGUCAUUCCAGAUCUGGGAGUCAAGGUCGUCAUUGACCACUUGGGUCACCCAGAUAUCCCAAAGUCGAACACCUCUGGGACUGCUCUCGAUCCGCACACUUUGUCUGGGUUUGACUCCAUGUUGCGACUCUUGGAGGGAAAGAAUACUUGGGUCAAGGUUUCUGCCGUCUACCGCCUUUCGAAAGCCUCAGGACCUUUGUACACUGACCUUGAUCCUCUCAUCCUCGAGCUUUUUAAAGCAGCGCCAUCUCGACUCGUUUAUGCCUCAGACUGGCCACAUACUAGAUUCGAGGGACUCGAUAUCAAGCCUUGGACUUCUCAUCUAAUUGAUCUGACAAAAGGAAACGUGGAGCUGCGUAAUCAACUGUUCAAGGACAAUGCACAGGAGCUAUGGUGCGGUCAGAGUACAAUAGCCAGUUCAGCAAAGCCUUGA